This is a messenger RNA of Penaeus indicus, 7194 nucleotides long. RefSeq names its product protein patched-like (gene ptc). Bases 179 to 4390 code for a protein of 1403 amino acids. Gene Ontology annotation, cellular component: plasma membrane. The record is from RefSeq and is a predicted model, not a curated record. Gene Ontology annotation, molecular function: hedgehog receptor activity; smoothened binding; hedgehog family protein binding. Gene Ontology annotation, biological process: negative regulation of smoothened signaling pathway. The transcript has 19 exons. NCBI's taxonomy places the organism in Eukaryota, Metazoa, Arthropoda, Malacostraca, Decapoda, Penaeidae.
UCUUGUGGAAUGGAUUGUCGUGUUACUGGUGUUUUGAGUGCAGUGUAGUGAGAGUGUCAAGUGUCAUGUGGCAGGGAUGGGGGCCUCCGCCCCCCAUGCUAUAACGUGGUCGCCCACUGUGUCUUGCGAAGGUGUAGCCGCUACAGACGCGGCUCUACAGUGAAUUGUGGAGUGUGACAUGGCCAUCGCCGUGGGAGGUGAAGAAAGUGUUGGCGAGGGCGGCGUGUGGGCGUCCGGGGCCCGCCCGCAUGAAGACUUGUGUACUAGAACUAGCUGGGCAGACGCCCGCACCGCCCUCGCCCAUAUUAACAAGGGUCGGGCGACCGGCAGCCGGGCGGCACUAUGGGUACGGACCAAGUUACAGUGGCAGCUCAUGCAGCUUGGGGUGUUCGCUCAAAGACACGCCGGCAAGGUGCUCUUCGUGGCCCUCCUCGUCCUCGCCACCUUCUGCGUCGGCCUCAAGAGCGCGACGCUGCUCACCGACGUCCAGAGAUUAUGGGUUGAAGAGGGAGGCCGUUUGGAGAAGGAGCUGGAGUACGUGGAGAAGAGCCUGGGCGAGGGCGCAGGCACUACCAAGCAGAUCCUUAUCCUCACGCCCAAGGACCAGGGUGCCAACAUCCUGCAUCCCCGGGCACUCCUCGCCCACGCGGCCGUGCUCCGUGCGGCGACCUCCGUCAAGAUAGAAAUGUUCGACAUAUCAUGGAGUCUGAAAGACCUCUGCUUCGCCCCGAGUCUACCCGAGGUGGAAGAUUAUAUGAUAGAGCAGAUCUUCGAGAAGAUCACCCCCUGCGCUAUCAUCACGCCCCUGGACUGCUUCUGGGAGGGCUCGAAGCUCCUGGGACCUGAGAACCCAGUCAACCUACCAGUGCUGGGCCCUGACAUCAGAUGGACGAACCUCAACCCGCAGAAGAUCGUCAACAGAAUCAGGGAAAUCGAGAGUUACGAGGGAUACGAACAUGGCUUCUCUCUCUCCUACUUCGCUGACUUCAUGAAACGGGCUGGGAUCACAACGGCUUACCAAGAGAAGCCCUGUCUCGACCCGACCGACCCCGAGUGUCCGGAAACUGCCCCCAACAAGCACUCCAAACAGGUGCCUGACGUAGGCGCUGAGCUGACGGGCGGGUGCUACGGAUAUGCCGGGAAGUUCAUGCACUGGCCGGAGGACCUGAUCGUGGGCGGGACGCAGACCAACAAGACGGGACACAUCGUCAGAGCGGAGGCCCUGCAGAGCAUGGUGCAGCUGAUGGGCUCCAAGAACCUUUACGAGUAUUACGACCAGCACUACCGCGUCCACCACGUCGACUGGUCACAGGAGAAGGCGAAUCAGUUGCUCGAGGCCUGGCAGCAGAAGUUCACGCAGGAGGUGCUGGCGGAGACGGAGCGCCUUCAGAAUGAAACUCGCCGCUACAACAUGCUGCCCUUCUCCAGCGCCACCCUCGGCUAUCUCCUCAGGGACUUCUCCGAGGUGCCCGCCUUCAGGGUCGCCCUCGGUUACAUAUUCAUGGUGAUCUACGCGUGCCUGUCGCUCGCGAAACUGUCGGAUUCGGUGAGAUCGGCGGCGGGGCUCGGCCUCGCGGGGGUCCUCCUGGUCGCCAUCACCGUCGCCGCCGGCCUCGGGCUGUGCGCCUUGCUCGGGCUGCCCUUCAACGCCUCCACGACGCAGGUGCUGCCCUUCCUGGCGCUGGGCCUCGGCGUCGACGACAUGUUCCUCAUGGCGCACACCUUCGCCGAGACCGCCGACAACACGCUCAUCCCUUACCAGGACCGCGUUGGCGAGGUGCUCAAGCGUGCCGGCGUAUCGGUGGUGCUGACGUCCGUCUGCAACGCAUGCGCCUUUUUCGCGGGCGCCCUCGUGCCUGUGCCCGCCCUCAGAGCCUUCUGCAUGCAGGCGGCGCUGCUGGUGCUGGUCAACCUGGUGGCUGCCCUCACCGUGUUCCCCGCCGUCAUGAGCCUGGAUCUACGGCGGCGCCACGCCCAGCGCGCGGACCUCCUGUGCUGCCUCCCGGGCUGGAACCGCGACCAGGUCGUAUCCCUGCAGCCGGCGUCGUCCUCCAGCGUCGCGGCGGAGGAAGGGCGCUGUUGGACGCGCCCCCACCGCCCGCCUCCCGUCAGCAGCGAACUCACCAAAAAGAACACGGUGACGCGGGCGCUUCCUCCCCCGGGCGGCGGCACCGUCACGCAGGUGGUUAUGCCGCCCGUCGCGCCCAGAGAGUGCUGGGCGAGCACCGCCACGCCCACGGACCCUCACGCCCCUUCCGCCCCCUCCCUCGAAUCCCUGGCCACGACGAAUUCCACGCGGGACCUUGUGAGCGGGGAGAAGCGGUUCUCGGGCGUCUCGCGGGCGUGGACGUCGGUGCUGAACUUCUGGUCUGGCUGGAACCUGGACAAGUGGGCGGCGGAGGUGUACGGGCCGGCGGUGACGCGCGGGCCGGUGAAGGCGGCGGCGAUGGUGGCGCUGCUGGCCUCGGUGGCGGCGGCGGCGUGGGGCGUGAGUCGCGUGCAGGACGGCCUGGACCUGACGGACAUCGUCCCCAGCGACACGCCCGAGUACGCCUUCCUGGCAGCCCAGCAACGCUACUUCGGCUUCUACAACAUGUUCGCCGUGACGCAAGGCAACUUCGAGUACCCGACCAAGCAGCGGCUCCUGCACGACUACUACGAGGCCUUCACGCGCGUCAACCACAUCAUUAAGAACGACGACGGAGGGCUGCCCGAGUUCUGGCUGUCGCUCUUCAGGGACUGGCUCGUCGGACUCCAGCAGGCCUUCGACAGGGACUGGCGGACCGGCUGCAUCACCCAGGAGCACUGGCACAAGAACGCCUCGGACGACGGGAUCCUCGCCUACAAGCUGCUCGUCCAGACCGGCCACGUCGACAACCCCAUCGACCUUUCGCUCGUCUCCCAUACGCGGCUGGUGGACUCGGAGGGCAUCAUUAACCCGAAGGCCUUCUAUAACUACCUGACGGCGUGGAAGAGUAACGACGCCCUGGCUUAUGGCGCCUCUCAGGCCGACCUGCGCCCGGAACCCCGCCAUUGGCUCCAUGAUGUUCACGACAUCGAUCUGAAGAUCCCGAAGUCGCCGCCGCUGGUGUACACGCAGCUGCCGUUCUACCUGCACCAGCUGGGCGACACCAACGCCAUCACCGCCAUGAUUCACGAGGUGCGCGCCAUCUGUAGGAAGUUUGAGGAGCGCGGCCUGCCAAACUUCCCCACGGGCGUCCCCUUCACCUUCUGGGAACAGUAUAUUAAGCUCAGGUUUUAUCUAGUGCUGGCGCUGCUGGCGGUGCUGACGGCGGUGUUCCUGGUGCUGGCGGUGGUACUGAUGAACCUGUGGGCGGCGGCGCUGGUGGUGCUGCUCCUGGCCACGCUCGUGCUGCAGCUGUUCGGCGUGCUGGGCAUCUUGGGCGUGAAGCUGUCUGCCGUGCCCGCCGUGCUGCUGAUCGUCAGCGUGGGCGUGGGCGUGGAGUUCUGCGUGCAUGUGACGGUGGGAUUCCUGACGGCGGUGGGCGGGCGGGACCGGCGGGUGGUGCUGGCGCUGCAGCACAUGGCGUCGCCCGUGCUGCACGGCGCCGCCUCCACGCUGCUCUCGUCGCUCAUGCUGCUCUUCUCCGAGUUCGAGUUCAUUCGGCGAUACUUCUUUUACGUGCUUCUGGCGCUGACGGUGCUGGGCGUGAUAGAUGGGCUGCUGUUCCUGCCAGUGCUACUGUCUCUGGUAGGUCCUCCUGCCGAAGUGGUGCCGCGGAACCACCCUGACCGCCUGCCCACGCCUUCGCCUCCUCCGUCCCCACAGCCGGCCCACUCCCACUCCCACAGCGGCUCCUCCAGACGUAGCGGGCGAAGCGGCGGAGGAAGCCGCAGCUCGCGGAGGUCCGGCGGCGGCGGCGGCGGCUCGCUGUACCCGCGGCUGCACGGCGGCUCCAACCUCUCGCUCACCACCAUCACGGAGGAGCCUUCGUCAGCCAGGUCCUCGCAGUCGCUGCGUUCGUCUCAUGAAAUCGUCGUGGAGCCACAGGUGGUUGUCGAAACGACCACGACGCCCGCGCACGCAACUGGCUCCGGCGAGGCGCACCACGACCACCACGUCACCACCAAAGUCACCGCCACAGCCAAGGUCAAGGUGGAGCUCCACACGCCACUGCCGGGUUCAGUGGAACCCACCUACCGCAGCAGCAGCAGUAGCACCAGACGCAGCAGUCGACGGAGUAGUAGUAGCAGCAGCAGUAGUUACGGCGGAGGCGCUGGCGUCGGCAGCCAUGGUUCGGGUUCGCUCAACGGCAGUAACUCGUCCUCUUCCUCCUCCACUCCCUCCUCCUCUUCCUCCGGCAGUGGCACGGGGGCCUCCUCCUCCAGGGGAUCCUCGGACAUGGAGGACGAAUCUUCGCCCAAGUGAGGUUCGCCUCUGCCUCUUCCGAAAUGGUGCUAGCGGGGCCUCCGUCGGGAAGCCGAAGCCAAAAUCAAACAAGCCGAACCGAACUCAGUUACUCCACUCGUCAAAGAAUCUUUUGUCCCUUGCCAGCGCCUUCUUGUGAGACGUGAUCUUCAAAGAAAAGCUCCAGUGACCGAAGAGUAUAAGACGUACAGACGCACCGGAUCAAGAGUUGAACCUCCCUCCCCCUCCUUCCCUCUGCUCCCCCUCCCCCGUCCGUUUCGUCCCCCGGGUCUCGGUUUAAGGAAGAAAAUAAACCUUACGAGUCGUACAGACCUACAUCAAAAGCUCCACCUACAGUUGCCAGUACACCUUCACCUCAGGGCGUCCGCAGACUCCUCACAGAUGAUUUCAAGACGUCUACCCCCUGCCCCCUCCCCCGUAAUCCCCCGCCUCCUGCAAGAAAGCUGAAAUUGGAAACUUUGAGGCAAACGCUGGUUCCUUCCGGGAUGUCUCAGAACCCCAAACCCCAAGUCCCACUCUCUCAAACCUUCACAUCUACCUCUUUGUCCCUCCAAUUAUUAUUUUUUCUCUUGGAGUUACAAUGUUUCCUGGAAAAAAAGAGAAUUGCAUUAUAUGUCAUUUAGAGGAUCCUCAUGCCAUUCUCAGAGAGUGUAAACAAAGCAUAUAAACAAACAAAAAUAAGUUCUUUAAAUAUUUUUUAGAUAGUGAAAAAGUAUACAAUAGUGCUUGAGACUAUGUAAGUCACGUCCUUAGCGUGAGGCACCAUAGAAAUCUCCACGUUAGCAAUAUAAUGGUAGUACAUUCAACAUAAUUCACCGUUUAAAGAUAAAAUCGUAAGACUUCAAACAUAAGGCCAGGGCACAAUUCCCCCCCCCCCCACCACACCCCUUUAAAAACUAACUGCCAAUUAGACUGCUAUGUCUCGUGCGUAACAAGGAGGCGCAAACAGUAUGAACCAGUAUUAUGAGUCGACACUUUUCUCUUCCCUUACAUUACUCAUUUUCUUUUUCCUCCCUUUUAUUGAGAACAAAAAAAAGUCAGGUGCGCGAGAGCAAGACAUACUUGUGUUUUCUUACCUCAAAUAUUUUGUCUUGGGAAGCCUUAGUAUUCCCUGUGCAUUUUUAUAUAUAGUUUUUUUUUUAUCCAAUACCGCUGAAGAAGGCAAGGAUCACAGUUGUUUUUUUAUUGUUCAGAAGGUCAGUAUGUGUUGACAGUGUCCAGUGAAGUACCUGUUUCCUUUGCUCCCAUGAAAUGCUCGUUGUAUAAAAAUUCUUAUUUAUGGAAGUGAAGGCCGUAUCUCUAACCCGGACCGAUCUAUAUAAUGCGACGUCAGUGCGAAUGACGUCAUCACGGCUACUGCUUGCAAAGAAAACAAAAGACUAGUGGUUGACAGACACGCCUGAUAUAGACAGUGCAAAAAAAAGUGUCACGGAAAUAAAGGUGCCAUGGGCGUUGAAACGAAGUGAUGCAGUGAGAAAAGAGUGUUUGUAAAACAUGUCUCAUAGCGAGUAGAUGUGAAUGUCAUGUUGAUAGUCGGAGAAAACUAUAGCUACAGAAUGAGGUCAGAUGGAGAAUGGAGGAUCGUCAAGACCCAAACCUCGUCUUCGACUACCGCAAACGAAGACUUAUUUUACAAAAAAAAAUAUUAUCAAUUUAUUACCUCACUACUAUUAGAGGAACCCCUGUGUAUUGCCUGGCUGACCUCGGCGCAUGCUAACCAAGGCAGGCGGACGCGCGGCUUGCCCUCGGCCUCGCUAGCCAGGGAGCGACGAGGCCAGCCAGGCAGUCGUCUCCCGUUUCCUUGCCCUCCGCCGCGACCCUCCGCCUGGGGCUUCUCCGGCGGCCAGGAGGGCUGGUGUGUCGAGGGCGUGUACAGUCCAGCGUGUAGGACCAGGUUUUCUCGGGGGGUACGUCGCCAGGGUCACCACCAGCUGUGGCAUCACCAGCUGUGUCACCUCUAGUUGGGUCAUAUUCCCAGUUUAUGCGUUUGCCACACAAGAAAUUCCCGAGUUAAUGGAUGCCUUAAGGUUGAACUAGCGUCAGCAUGAAUCAAACAUAUUUUGGGCUAUUUUAGUGGCAUAAAAACGAGGAAUAUGGACCACAGAUGACUAGAUUUUUAUAUUUGUAUUGUAAAAGCCAGGGAUAUAUUUGUAUGAGUGUCUUAGGUUUUGUGUGUUUGUAAUAAUGAUAAUGUUUUUAUUAGUCUUGUCCUGGGAAAUGUAAAAAAUCUAUAUAUAUGUUCGACAGAUGCCAAAUUACAGAUGUGUAUGUGUGAUGUGCAUAAGUUUUCUUGUAUAGACCUUUUUUUCUUUUAUCUCACUCAGAUGUGCUAGUUUAUUUUUGUAACGGCUUUUUUUGGUCGGUAAAAGUAUUUAUCUUGCCAGUUUGUCAGCGGGAGACGCCGUCAGGAAGCGGCGCUGUCCCUGCCACGUAGAAGAGGUUCACACUCAGGACUAAGCUAUUUGUUAAGCUCGAGCGCUGCUUUCUCUCUCCUGUAGAAUGUAUAGAUAUCUUAUUACGCGACGAAUGUGAAACCUGCAUCGACAUCUGUAUUUGUAAUAUUGUUAUUAUCCUCGUAGUGCAAAUCUAGUGUAGUUCCCGAUAUUUGGUGUAGAAGAAAACGUUUCUGCAGGAGAAUAGGAAGCUGUCGCUACCCCAACGAACCUGGCGUGUACUAAGAGAUUUUUGAGCCCGAUUGAGCCUGGUGUUGUACAGUGUAUAAUAUUAUUUGUAUUUUAUUGUAGAGACAACUUUUCUAGAACGAAUCAAUGUAAAGAAAUCUCAAAUAAAAACAAGAACAAUAA